GGCGCUUGCUGAUCCAGGAGGCGUGUUGACAUCUUUCCCAGUUGCCGCGCUCUCUGCACUGUUGGAGGAGCUCUCCGCCCUCUCUUCCUGAUAAAACUCAUCUUCUCCUUUUUGUCCUUCUUGGGUCUCGGUGACCCUCGCUCCCAAAGCCAAACCCCCGAUGCGUGGAGCGAGCACGGGGCAAGAUCCCUCUCCUCAAGCUCCCGAAUCUGCGGGCACGGCGCCCAUGAAUCCCUCGGAGAAUCCAGAGGCCCCUGGCCCGGAUUCGACCCAUGAUCAGAAGGCCUCCGAUGCUGCUAAUAUCCAGCAGUCUACCCCAGGCGCGUCCACUCAGCAAGUCUCCUCCUCGGUCGCCUCUACCUCCAAUCCGCCAGAGGUCGAAGGGGCCGACGCGCCUAAGAAACGUAGCCUGUUGAUCCCAAUUCCGUCGCGCCGGUCUUCGAAGACGGAUAAGCAGUCCACGGAAAAGACCGAGGAGUCGGCGCAGGAGGCCCCUGCUCGCCGAAGCUCCAAGGUCAGCAUCCUCAAGGUGCACAGGGAUCGUAGCCGGGCAAGUAGCAGACGGUCACGACGGGCGCAGGAAGUGGCAAAUGUGGAAAAAUCACCAGAGUCGGCCACCCCAACCACCCCGGAAAUGAAUGGUCCUUCACGACCCCAGAAGAAGAGCAAGUUUUUGGCAUUCCUGAGCUGCUGUUCCUCACCUGGUGUCGAUGGUGACGAUGACGCGGUCCCUGCGAAGAAGUCGACAAAACAAGCGCCUACUUCCAACCGACUACCCACCCCCGACAAGGCGGAAGCUCGCACUGGAGACUCAAGUACCGCCGAGUCGAGAGAUCCGGCCUACUAUGACAACGAGAAAGCCAAUUUGACCGUCAGCGAUCAACCCAAGAAAGAAGACAAGCCUGUCGCCCAGCCCACAGCCGACGCGCCGGGUGAGGGAACUUCCACUGGGGUCAGUCAGCCUGAGGUCUCCGAAAUCGCGGAAGAACAUGAAUCCACGAAGGCCGGCAUCGCCAAUGGUGUUGUUUCCGAAUCGAAGCCCGAUGCUCCCCCAUCCGAGGAGGCCGCGACGACAGAAGAACCUCCAGUCGCUGAAUCCACGUCUAAGCAACCCGUGAAUGGCGACAUCGAAGAUCACUCGCACCAAGAGGACGUUGUUCACCAAGCUCCUCAGACUACUGUCGUAUUGCCUCCCCCUCCGCCUCCACCAGUGCUUCCUGAUGUACCUUCGGCGCCGGAAAGAGAGGAUCAGCAGUGGCUGCUCCCACCGGUUGUGCCAAACCUUCAGGGUCGAAAAUGUCUUGUCCUAGAUCUUGAUGAAACAUUAGUUCACAGUAGUUUUAAGGUCCUUGAACGUGCCGAUUUCACUAUUCCUGUCGAAAUCGAGGGACAGUAUCACAACAUCUAUGUCAUUAAGCGGCCCGGCGUGGAUCAGUUCAUGAAACGGGUUGGUGAGUUGUACGAGGUAGUAGUUUUCACGGCAUCCGUUUCCAAGUAUGGUGAUCCAUUGCUCGACCAGCUUGAUAUCCACGAUGUGGUGCACCAUCGAUUAUUCCGAGAGAGUUGCUACAAUCAUCAAGGCAACUACGUGAAGGACCUUUCUCAAGUUGGCCGUGACCUACGUGAAACGAUCAUCAUUGACAACUCUCCUACCUCGUAUAUCUUCCAUCCUCAACACGCGAUACCCAUCAGCAGCUGGUUCUCUGACGCCCACGACAAUGAACUGCUUGACCUUAUCCCCGUUCUCGAGGAUCUUGCUGGGGCUCAAGUCCAAGAUGUCAGCAUGGUCCUGGACAUCACUCUGUGAAUGUCUUGUCCGGAGAUAUUUCUAACGCCCGAGAUUCCCCUUUGAGCGCGUCGUUCCCUAUGUUUGUUUUCGUUUUUUUUUUGUUGCGAGAAAAGCUUUUACUUCCCAGCAUUUUCCUAUUUCUUCGCAUUUACCCUUAGUUCCCUGUCCCAUUACAUUGCCGCUUCGCUUCUCGACGCGACCAUGGACCUAGAUGGGAACUGGUUCCCUUUCGGGCCAUGGCUCAUCUGAUGCAUUUGUCGUUUCUAUUGUUCUGAAUAGCCCAUUUUCAUAACCCCCGGCAUUUAUUUUCUUUCUUUGCCUUGCUUUCCCUUCGGCAUUGUGACCUUAUCUGACCUUGCUCCGAGCGAGCUUUUUUUCCUAGCCCUGUCGAUUAUUCCCUGUCAUGCCCUGAUCUUCACGAUCUCGCCUUGUCUCUACUCUAUCCUUAGUCCGCAUUCUCCGAUGCAUCCUGCAGGCGUCUGUUGGUUCCCAAUGUUGCCGCUGUAUCCCCCUAUGCGUUAUCUGCUUCCGUCUUUUUGCGCCUUGCUACUCUGUCGACCGGGUCCAGCCAUCACCACGGAUAAAUGUUGAGUCAGAUUCCUUCUAGAUUUUCAUGGUACCAUGAAGGCACAUCCAGGCUGUUAAUGCGUGCCUUGACCGCGCUACAGCGUGCCAAACUUGAGUUUCGUUGCUGGAUUGAUUCCCCGCAUGCAAUGUAUGACUAUCUGAUUGGCUGCGGCAUUCUAGUAUAUAGUCUUCGACAUAUUUCAGAGAACAAAUAUAGCUUGGCGC
Molecule: messenger RNA, 2581 nt
Organism: Penicillium pulvis
Lineage: Eukaryota; Fungi; Ascomycota; Eurotiomycetes; Eurotiales; Aspergillaceae
Gene: psrA
Product: putative general stress response phosphoprotein phosphatase Psr1/2
Exons: 5
Coding region: 161-1807 (548 amino acids)
Cellular component (GO): plasma membrane
Molecular function (GO): phosphoprotein phosphatase activity
Source: RefSeq, a predicted model, not a curated record